AUGGCAAACUUCGUUGUUGGAAACGCCUUCAUGAAUACCGCUCCUCAAUUGCCGCCAGGCGUGGCUCCUCAGGGUGCUGCUCAAGCUGAGAAUCAGCAGGAACAAGCUCGUCAACAAGCAGAAAAUCAAGAAAAUGCCUUGAAUUCGAUACUUUCACAGAUUCUCGACCAACAGGCAUUAGUUCGUCUCAGUAACCUCGCAGCCGCAAAGCCUGAAAAAGCUAAAAUGGUUGAAUCCGCUGUCAUAAAUAUGGCCAAGUAA
Messenger RNA from Cooperia oncophora, 261 nucleotides. NCBI's taxonomy places the organism in Eukaryota, Metazoa, Nematoda, Chromadorea, Rhabditida, Trichostrongylidae. The record is from the annotation of a GenBank genome assembly.